Molecule: messenger RNA, 3434 nt
Organism: Malus domestica (apple)
Lineage: Eukaryota; Viridiplantae; Streptophyta; Magnoliopsida; Rosales; Rosaceae
Product: alpha-1,4 glucan phosphorylase L isozyme, chloroplastic/amyloplastic
Biological process (GO): glycogen catabolic process
Cellular component (GO): cytoplasm
Molecular function (GO): pyridoxal phosphate binding; glycogen phosphorylase activity
Source: RefSeq, a predicted model, not a curated record
AGAUACUCAUAAGCUCGGUAGUAUCCGCAUCGCAUUGGCAAACAAACGAACGAGUCUCAGUGACUCAGAAAAACACAGAGACUGAGUGUCUUCUUCUUGUUCUGAGAGAGAGAGAGAGAGAGCAUAUUACAGCAAUGGCAGCUUCCCAAUUCUCUGCAACUCGCAGCGGAGCAGAGACAGCGUGGCAUUGCAAAUCGCAAUCCAAACUGAUCGAUUUCGGUUCCAGGAAGAACAAAUCCAAGCUUUUGUUCACAAGGACAUUGAAUCGGACUCGGCCGUUUUCGUUCUCGGUAAAGAGCGUUCUGGACAAGCCUCACGAGCUCAAGAAUCCGAUCAUCGAACAAGAUGCUGCAAGCGAAUUCAGCUCAUUCGUACCUGAUGCUGCCUCCAUCGCUUCGAGCAUCAAAUACCACGCAGAAUUCACCCCGUUGUUUUCUCCGGAGAAGUUUGAGCUUCCAAAGGCCUUCUUUGCAACUGCACAAAGUGUUCGUGAUGCGCUUAUUGUUAACUGGAAUGCAACAAAUAAUCAUUAUGAAAAAUUGAACGCAAAGCAGGCAUAUUAUUUGUCAAUGGAAUUUCUACAGGGUAGAGCGCUGUUAAAUGCCAUUGGUAAUUUAGAGCUUGAUGGUGCAUAUGCGGAAGCUUUAAGCAAGCUUGGACACAAAUUAGAAAAUGUUGCUAACCAGGAGCCAGAUGCUGCACUUGGAAACGGAGGUCUUGGUCGGCUUGCCUCUUGCUUCUUGGACUCUUUGGCAACGUUAAAUUAUCCAGCAUGGUAUGGGCUUCGGUACAAGUAUGGCUUAUUUAAACAGCUGAUUACUAAAGAUGGUCAAGAAGAAGUUGCUGAGGAUUGGCUUGAGAUGGGAAAUCCCUGGGAGAUUGUGAGAAAUGAUGUCUCCUAUCCUGUCAAAUUUUAUGGCAAGAUUGUUACUGGUUCGGAUGGAAAACAGCAUUGGAUUGGAGGAGAAGACAUAGAUGCUGUUGCUUAUGAUGUUCCAAUACCUGGAUACAAAACUAAAACCACAAUCAACUUGCGGCUUUGGUCAACGAAAGCUUCAUCACAGAACUUUGAUUUAUAUGCUUUUAAUUCUGGAGAGCACACGAAAGCAUCUGAAGCUUUAGCAAAUGCUGAAAAGAUUUGCUACGUACUUUAUCCUGGGGAUGAAUCAAUGGAGGGCAAGACACUUCGUUUGAAGCAACAAUAUACUUUAUGUUCUGCUUCUCUCCAAGAUAUUGUUGCACGUUUUGAGAGAAGAUCUGGAGCAAAUGUCAAAUGGGAAGAGUUCCCCGAGAAGGUGGCAGUGCAGAUGAAUGAUACUCAUCCAACUCUCUGCAUUCCUGAACUGAUGAGAAUUUUGAUUGAUUUGAAGGGUUUGGACUGGAAGGAGGCCUGGAGUAUUACUCAAAGGACGGUUGCAUAUACAAACCAUACUGUUCUACCUGAGGCCUUGGAGAAAUGGAGUCUGGAACUUAUGGAGAAGCUGCUUCCUCGACAUGUUCAGAUCAUACAGAUGAUAGAUGAGGAGCUCAUUCAGACCAUAAUUUCGGAAUAUGGCACAGCAGAUUAUGAUUUAUUAGAGAAGAAACUUAAGGAGAUGAGAAUAUUAGAAAAUGUUGACUUGCCUGCCAAAUUUUCAGAUUUAAUUGUUAAACCCGAAAAGAGUUCCACUGCUGUCCCGAGUGAAGAAAUUGAAAAGUCAGAAGAGGAAGAUGAAUCUGCUGAUGCCGAAAAGAGUUCCACUGCUGUCCAGAGUGAAGAAAUUGAAGAGUCAGAAGAGGAAGAUGAAUCUGCUGAUGCCGAAAAGAGUUCCACUGCUGUCCUGAGUGAAGAAAUUGAAGAGUCAGAAGAGGAAGGUGAAUCUGCUGAUGAAGAAAAAGUACCUGUGAAGAAACGCGAAGAGGAAAAAAAGAAAAAGGUUGUGGUGGAACCACCACCGAAGUUAGUACGUAUGGCGAAUCUCUGUGUUGUGGGUGGUCACGCAGUAAAUGGCGUUGCUGAAAUACACAGUGAAAUAGUGAAAGAUGAAGUAUUUAAUUCAUUUUAUAAGUUGUGGCCUGAUAAAUUUCAAAACAAAACAAAUGGGGUGACACCAAGAAGAUGGAUCCGCUUCUGUAAUCCAGAUUUAAGUAACAUUAUAACAAAGUGGAUUGGCACGGAAGACUGGGUCUUAAAUACUGAAAAACUGGCCGAAUUACGAAAGUUUGCAGACAAUCAGGAUCUCCAAACCCAAUGGAGGGAAGCAAAAAGGAACAACAAGUUGAAAGUUGUGUCCUUGAUCAAAGAAAGAACGGGUUAUUCUGUCAACCCUGAUGCAAUGUUUGAUAUACAGGUGAAGCGCAUUCAUGAAUACAAGCGACAACUGAUGAAUAUUAUGGGAAUUGUUUACCGCUACAAGAAAAUGAAAGAAAUGAGUGCUUCAGGAAGGAAAUCAAAGUUUGUUCCACGUGUUUGUAUGUUUGGAGGAAAAGCAUUUUCUACGUAUGUGCAAGCCAAGAGAAUUGUGAAAUUUAUCGCAGAUGUAGGGGCAACCAUUAAUCAUGAUCCUAGUAUCGGUGAUCUACUGAAGGUUGUCUUCGUCCCCGAUUACAAUGUCAGUGUUGCUGAACAGUUAAUUCCUGCAAGUGAGCUCUCACAGCACAUCAGUACCGCUGGUAUGGAAGCCAGUGGAACCAGCAACAUGAAGUUUGCAAUGAAUGGCUGCAUCCUCAUUGGGACUCUAGACGGUGCCAAUGUUGAGAUAAGAGAAGAGGUUGGGGAAGACAACUUUUUCCUCUUUGGUGCUAAAGCUCAUGAGAUUGCUGGGCUGAGAAAGGAACGAGCUGAGGGAAAGUUUGUUCCGGACCCACGUUUUGAAGAAGUCAAGGAAUUUGUCAAAAGCGGUGUUUUUGGGUCGUACAAUUAUGACGAACUGAUUGGAUCCCUGGAAGGAAAUGAAGGAUUUGGCCAGGCAGAUUAUUUCCUUGUGGGCAAGGACUUCCCCAGUUACAUAGAAUGUCAAGAGAAGGUCGAUGAAGCAUAUCGAGACCAAAAGAGAUGGACAAGAAUGUCGAUCCUGAACACAGCAGGCUCGUACAAGUUUAGCAGCGACAGGACCAUUCACGAAUAUGCUAAGGACAUAUGGAACAUCAACCCCGUCGAGCUGCAUUAGAAGUUUUCUUCUUGGAACCAAACAUGGUCUUACCACGUCGUUGUGAUGACCCCCAGGCUUUUAUUGUUCCCCUCCCUCUCUCUUUCUCAUGUGAAUAAAAUGCUCGGAAUAAAAGGGCAGCGUUUGGUUGCUACACUAGUACAGUAAGUGCUUGGAAAAAAGUGGUUAUUUGAAAUAAGCGCCACCAUCUCGUAUGUAUAGUGGAUAUUCCGAACAAAGGCAGCGAGGGACCAUCUAUAUGUAUCGUUUGGUUCAGUAAAAGUUUAGAGCUUGUUUGGUAUCUUA